Rhinolophus ferrumequinum (greater horseshoe bat) is the source of this 3915-nucleotide messenger RNA. RefSeq names its product RCSD domain containing 1 (gene RCSD1). Gene Ontology annotation, biological process: retrograde transport, endosome to Golgi; protein localization to endosome; skeletal muscle contraction. The coding region runs from base 405 to 1685 and encodes 426 amino acids. Gene Ontology annotation, molecular function: retromer complex binding; phosphatidylinositol phosphate binding; actin filament binding. Gene Ontology annotation, cellular component: early endosome; WASH complex. Lineage: Eukaryota; Metazoa; Chordata; Mammalia; Chiroptera; Rhinolophidae. The transcript has 9 exons. The record is from RefSeq and is a predicted model, not a curated record.
CGCCGGCUGCAGCCGGGGCCAGCGGGGCGGGAGGAACGAGGACUGCAGGACCGCGAGCUGGGGCGGAGGAGCCCAGUGGCACCUGGAGGACAUGGAGUGACGGUUUAGGGAUGGUCGUACUGGAAGGGCUGAGUGCCACGCGUGAUCCAUCUCAGUUCUAGAAGAGCAAGAAGCCAGCGGACCUCAUACUUCCGGGGCUAGGGGUCACCUGGCCGGUUGCUGAUGAGCAAGAGAACCCUCCUUUUAGCUGAGGGCAGGGGCUCCUCAGCGCCCAGGGAGAGCCUUCUCCUUGCUUCUCCUAGUUCGGGAACACCGGGGACUUCCAUGCCGUCCUGACACGUGGCUCCGCGGCUCUCAGAAGAAAAAGCCCCGUACAGAUGGAAAGUGGAAAGUGAAUCACAGAGAUGAUUUCUUCUGGUCCUGGCAAAGUCAGGUGUGGUUUUCAAGCUGAGCCGAGAUGGCAUGGUGGCCCAGAGGGCUUGGAAAGACCCGCGGAGACCAACGCCAGUGUGGACAGCUCGGCGCCUCCCUCGGUGGCCCAGCUGGCCGGGCGGUUCAGGGAGCAGGAGGCAGCAGCGAAGGAGAUGCCAGCCAGUAAACCAACCAGAAGGAAACCGCCCUGCUCCCUCCCUCUGUUCCCCCCCAGGGUAGAGCUGGGCCAGAAUGGUGAGGAGAAAUCACCCAACACGAGCCACCCACCGAAAGUCAAGGUGAAGAGCUCGCCUCUGAUCGAGAAGCUUCAGGCCAACUUGGUCUUCGAUCCAGCGGCCCUGCUGCCUGGAGCCUCCCCCAAGAGUCCUGGGCUCAAAGCCGUGCUGUCACCAUUUCACAGCCCACCUUCCACUCCCAGCAGCCCUGGCGUGCGGUCUCGGGCCAGCGAGGCAGAAGCGGUGCCCGUCAGCUUCGACCAGCCUCCGGAAGGCAGCCAUCUGCCCUGUUACAACAAGGUGCGGACGAGAGGCUCCAUCAAAAGGCGCCCUCCUUCCCGGCGAUUCCGAAGGUCUCAGUCGGAUUGUGGGGAGCUGGGAGACUUCAGGGCCCCAGAGUCGUCCCAGGAGAAUGGAGCCCAGGAAGAAAACGGGGACGAGGUCUUCCCUUCCCAGAGCAAGGCCCCAGGCUCCCCUCCAGCCAGCGAGGGGGCGGUGGGGAGGGAAGGGAGCACCCCGGGGUCCCACGAGAAGCCCCCUCUGAGAAGGACGACCAGCAGGACAGAGAAGCAGGAGCAGAAGGGCCAGGCCGCAGAGGAGGACCCGCAGCCUGACAAGCCUGCACAGGAGGCCCAAGAGAAGGCCCUGGAACCGGCCUCGGCCUCCAGUGCAGAGGCCAAGAGUGGGUGUGGGAGCCCCAUGGAGGCAAGCACAGCCGGAGAGCAGACGGAAGAGCCCACACAGGGGAAGGCGGAGAUGGAGACGACAGGGCCUGGAGAGGAGGAACCCGGACAAAAGAGCCAAGACAAGAAGCCACUGCAGGAGGAGGGGGCUGGGGAGCAGGAGACCCCCCAGAUCCCCCCGGGGGGAGCGGAGGCUGGCCUCACCCCCAAGGAGGGGCAAGGCAAGGAAAAGCAAGACGAGGUGCCCAUUCUGGAGCCCGGCUGCAACCCCAGGACCGGCCAGGCCCAGGCGGAGACCAGCAGUGAGGUCCCCGAGACAGAGGGUGACACCUCUGUCGAGGACACUAAAAUGUGAAGACAGCUCAUUGGGCUUUAUGACAAAGCUGCUGGAGACGACUCUUUGGAAGUAGCAGCCACCAUAGUAGCAGCAAAUGAAGCCACUGCAGAAGCAGACAGUGCGGGAGGCUGCGGCCAGCCUGAAGAUACAAGGUGCUUUUUUGCUGGCCUCUACCCCGUCCCAGACGGAGGCUGGAUCUGAGGGCACAGACCUUUAUCAGCUUGAGUUUGUGUCGCUUGAUGGACUUGGUUAAAAAAAAACACAAAAAAACUUAUUUAAAACAAUUUACUGUGGUGACAACUCCCUACGGAUACUGGGGUCCAGCCACUCUCCACACACACCGAUCCCUGCAGCUGACCUCAGAACUGGACUCUGAUUUAGCGGAUCAGAUUUUGUUUGUGUAAAGUGAUAGCCUUUUGACUGGUCUAAAGUGUUUACCAUUCUCUCAUGUAAGUAAAAACUAAUUUCGGGUGGCAAGAAACAAAAGAAAAUAGUACUGCUGAAAACAGGAAUCCUGUAAGUUACAAAAAGAUCUUACAUUGUAUCAAGGCCGAGACAACCUAUAGCAAGAGUGUCCCAGCGGCAGCAGGAGCUUUGCCCAUCCCAGUUUCCUAGUUGAUGACACACCAGGGAGUGAGGGGUUCAGCUCACCCCGUUCUGUGUGGUGGGUGGAAUGGAGGAGGGCUCCACUGGACAGGCAGAGUGUCAGGAGGUUUUCAGGCUCAGCCCUGCCUGCAUUUCCUCAUCCUGGGAGGAUGAAGUCUGCACCUCCAGAAGGUGAGCCUGGAGCACGGAUUAGAAAUUUCCUGGGAGGUGCUCUGAGGACGGUGGUGUGCAAACUACAGAAUAAAAACAUGCUUCCUCGCUUGGCCGGGAAGCUGUGCUGGAAUGGAAGCCCAGGCUCUCCUUCCCCACGCAGGAGGAGGGCGUGGGGGUUUUGGGUCCCAGGAGCUCUGGCUUUAAUGUUCGGUUUGAAGGAUGCAGGCGAUUUGCAGGGAUGGGACCCUGACUCCCCAUUCUAUGACUCACAGCCUCUCCCCAAUUCACACGCUUCUGCUGGAAGACGUCAGUCCAAAUGAAUGUUUAAUCUUUAGGGUCGGUCCUUAGGUGCAGUUGAGCAUUUCAGCAUCUCAACGGGCUGAUUUGGCAGCUGCAGCAGCUGUUUUUCUAGAGGUCUGUUGGACCACACUCUGCUGACUACAGAAAAUCGUCUCCCCGGCUCAAAGCCUUAUCUCAGCACUGCUGCCGGCGCAGGGGUCCGUGGACCUUUCAGGAUAGACACCAAGAGGGUGGGUGAAACUGUUUGCAGAGAGAAAGGUUUAUGAAAGCGUAAGCUUCAUGCACCAAGGGAACACGCUGCUCCGAAAGACCACAGGGGUGGCUCCCCGGGUCUGUGGGGAGAGUGUAUUUAUGGGCCCUCAGCUUAGGGGCCCAGUUACUUUUGCUGGAAUGGGGUGGGGAGCUCCCAGAAUUAGGUGGCCACCCUCUGUAGGGUCUUCUAUGGGCCCCUCUGGAUCUGUCAGGGGCUGGUGGGUGUGUUCAGUAUGGUAAUGAGGGCAGGACACUCCCAGGACAACUAUUCUAGCUGCAGGUGACCCGGCAUGAUUUUGAGGACCUUCCCUGAGAUCUGAUUAUAUCUUUUUUGCAGUUCUUGUUUCUUAUUGGUGGGAAAGUAUGACUCACGGUUGCUUCCCCAGAGGCAGGUUUUGGCUACGUGACUACCAACCACAGUACCUCAAUUUCUUCCUCCCAUUUAGUUUUCCCAACUCCAGGAACAGGAUAGUGUUAAGAUUUUGGAUAUAUAUUUUUUCAAACCUCUUUAAAUGUAAUGUAUCUUCUAAAACUUGUAGCCUUGUGAAGACUGAUACUAUAAUAAGCUUUGUAUUUUAGCCGAGUUUGGGAGACGUAUGUGUCAGUUAUUUUGAGGUCUCUAUAAUAUCUGUCUGUCUAUCUAUCCAGCUAUUGACAGGGACGUAUGCCCCCUAAACAAUACACGGUUUUAUUUAUAUAUGUCUUUGGGUUGUUUGUACACUCACACACAUAGCUGGGCAAGAGUUUGGGGAAAGCGUGCAUGAUUGUAAGUGUGUGUGAUGAAGAGGGAAUCUGCCACUCUCCCUUACGUGACAAAGGAAUGGAACAGGAAGCAUGGGGUGUAAAUGUGAAAAUAAAACUAUUGUUCUUCUGGUCUGUACCUUAUCGUAGCAGAGGAGAAAGAAGCAAUAAAAAAAUGACAAGAUGCGAUGCUGAA